AUGGUGAGAACUAAGAAUCUAGGGCACACCAAAAAGUUGGUGGAAACCGUCGCAACUCCUUCCAAUGCACCCCCUGCUGCUUCAUUCCCUCCUCUUGCUGCUGCAAAGCCAGGAGAUUCAUCGCUUCCCCAGCGUGAAUCUCAACCCGAGAAGCCAAAACGCAUCCCCAAGCAAGUGGCUCGCAAAUCUGUGAGGCCUUAUCGAACCUGGACUUCUUCGUCUGAAUGUUCGAAGGAAUCUCCUCGACCUUUAGCAGUUCCUCCUCCUGCUGCAUCAAUUCCUGCCACCACUCCAACCGGUCCUUCUACUCGAACUCGAGCCCAGCAAGCCUCUGCUGAGAAGGAACUUCGAGCCUCUCGAAGUCGUGAUAAGCCAGUGCCUCCAACCAAGAAGAAGCUUAAGUCCAAUCCUCCAUCAGUUUCUUCAAGUUAA
Cannabis sativa is the source of this 432-nucleotide messenger RNA. Its product is annotated as classical arabinogalactan protein 9-like. The coding region runs from base 1 to 432 and encodes 143 amino acids. NCBI's taxonomy places the organism in Eukaryota, Viridiplantae, Streptophyta, Magnoliopsida, Rosales, Cannabaceae. The transcript has a single exon. The record is from RefSeq and is a predicted model, not a curated record.